Molecule: messenger RNA, 832 nt
Organism: Callorhinchus milii (elephant shark)
Lineage: Eukaryota; Metazoa; Chordata; Chondrichthyes; Chimaeriformes; Callorhinchidae
Product: BCL2/adenovirus E1B 19 kDa protein-interacting protein 3
Exons: 6
Coding region: 106-744 (212 amino acids)
Biological process (GO): mitochondrial outer membrane permeabilization; positive regulation of apoptotic process
Cellular component (GO): mitochondrial outer membrane; mitochondrial envelope; nucleus
Source: RefSeq, a predicted model, not a curated record
AGAUACAGACACAGACACAGACUGAGAGAGUGAGAGAGAAAUUUGAAAGAAAAGGAUCUGUUGCCUCCCCCAAAAUAAAAGCAGAUAGAGCUGAGUGUCCUCGGGAUGUCAGUGGGCAGAGCUGGAGAGGACAGUCUGAACAGUUCCUGGGUGGAACUGCACUACAUUCAGUGUGGCCUGGAGCACGUUCCCUCCUCAUCCUCCAUCCACAACGGGGACAUGGAGAGAAUCUUACUGGAUGCUCAGCACGAGGUGGAGAGGAGUGGCUCCCAGUGCAACAGCCCUCUGUUACAGAUGAGCCCUUCACUUCACCCGCUCCCUGCCGAACCUGAGAUCCAGAGCAUCGGAGACCGCAACAGCACACAGGUGUGUACUCCGGGGACAGGAAAUGAAGAGGAAAUGGAAGGGGAAGGGAAAUGGAAAAGGAAGCCACAGUCGGAUGAGGAGACCCAGGAGAAGAAUGGAGAGACUGAGACGCUGCAGAACAAUGCUGAGUGUAUGUGGUACUGGUCAAGUCGACCAGAGAACUUCCCUCCAAAGGAGUUUGUGUUUAAACAUCCUAAGCCCCCAUCCAGUCUGGGUGUAAAUAAGACCAGUGUGAUGAAAAUGAAGAAAAACAAGAUCUUCAGCUCCCCAUUUGUGAUGUUCUUCAUUCCCUCUCUCCUGGUGACUCACCUACUGACCCUGGGAGUCGGAAUCUACAUCGGAAAAAGACUGGCUGCAUCGUCUGCGAGCGCAUUGUAACAAAUCGCUGCCCCCCCCCAACAAAAGAGCGAACCGGAAAGGGAAUAUAAAUCUCAUCCCAAUAUGUUUAUCUCUCACCCUGCCCUUC